AUGGUAGGACAUUCCGGCAAAAAGAAAGGAUUACAUUAUUCUCCUUUUGGAGAAAAAUCAAAAGAAGCAGCCAAGCGACUCUUUAGCAAACGCAGGAGCUGCAAAUCACUUAAAAAUUUAUUUGAGCAAGAGUCUUUGUCCAUACAAGAAUCCUGUUCUGUUAUUGCUUCUCUACAACACAACGAAUUUGCAUACGAGUCUAAUUAUUCAGUUAAUAAAUCUCCAAAUAAAAGAUUAAAACUUCGAGAACAUGUUGAUGCUAACAAGUUUAUUAAAUUUGAUUCUCCCAACAUUAACCAGAAUUUAUUGCCACCUGAUUGGGAUGAUUCAGAUGCGCGUUCUGCCUUCGAUUUACCAAAUAUGAUUGAUAAAGCAUAUGUAAAGCUAGUCGAAAAACAAUUUAAUGAUUUUCCAAUCGAUUUUUCUCACCUAAAUUGUCAUAGUCAAGCUAACGAUAAAACUAGUCUAGUGGCGACGACUUCGCAAAGUAACAGUAAAUCUACUUCGUUAAAUCUGCCAAAUGAUUUACGUUUGGGAACGAAAUUGAGAAUUAUUUCAGAAUUGCCUUUUCCGUGGAUGGAAAGCAUAACUUCUUCAGGUGUUUAUCCUCUCGAUCCACACAUUUUAUCCGAUCAUUUCGAUAAAGCAAUGGAUUUAACAAGAAAAUUUGACAAUUUUUCUCCAUUUAUUUCUGCAAAUUCUUUUGAUCCAUUGGUUUAUCUUCAAUCUGCCGCUAUUUAUUAUCAGUUUCCAUCCAUUGGUUCUGUUCAAUUAUAUCCUCGAAGAAAUGUUGGGACAAAAAGUACUCUGAAAAGUGCAAAUUUACAAUCAAUUGAACCAAAUUUUAUUGAGUCUUUAAAAACUAAUUGGUUUGUUAAAGAUAUCAAGUUUUUAUAUAUUUUUCUUUCUAUCAGGAAUGAAUCGUUUAAAUUUUUAUUCAAUCGCUGGAUUGAUGGUAACCGCAGAUUUUUCUACCUUUGUUCGACACAAUUUACCGUUAUUUUUAUUAAUUUAUAUAAUAAAAAUUUGUCUUCAUUAAAUUCACCUAUUUCACAAUUAAAAACACCACAAAAGAAUAAUUGUGAAGCUUCUCCUCUUAACAAAAAUCCAACACCAAAAAGAAAAAGAACCCCAAUGAAGAAUACUACAAAUAUUUAUCAAUCUCCAAAUAAAAAUUUUGCAAAUCUGGGAACCUCAAAUUUUAAAAAUAAUUUUCAAUCAAGAAUUGUUAUAACACCGACGACUUCAGGUUUCAGACAGAUUCUGCAGAAAAAUGGUAUUCAUUUUACACGUCAUUUCAAGUCAGAAUAUAUUGAUUUAACUCGAGAGGAAUCCCCUAAAGAUUUUUUACCCAAUGAAGAAGAUUGUACAGCAGAGCUAGAUCACAAAGAGUGGCUAGAAAAUAUGGGAAUUUCUUCUAAAGGAAGUUUUCGAUUAAGACAAAAUGCCUCAGAAUUUGAUUCGUCAGAUUUAAGUUUGUCUUCUAAUCGUUUGCCAACUACUGAAACUACUCGAAUGAGUACACACGGAUCACCUCCCACAGACCCUUUGCAUUCUGCAAUUGUGAUAAAAGGAGCGAAAGAUGCUGCAGCUUUUCACAAUUUACUUUUAAGUCAGCCACAAUUAGUCUGCACAAAAACUGGCCCGCAAAAUGGACUUCCUCCCACACUAAUUGCACAUUCCCCUUUUAGACAUUCUGUUUUAAAUGAACUUUCGAUGACUUCGCAACUAGUCAAAAAAUCUGCCAAAGUUAAAUAUAUUCUAGAGUUAGAACAUGGACCAAUUCUUCCUACUGCAGUUGAAUUUAUUUUCCAAUUUAUCAAAAACACUUUCAAUUCAAAUACAACAAAUUUAUUACAACUUCAUGUAACUGGUCGCAAUCAUUGCAAUGGGAUAAACGAAGCUUUGGAAAAAGAAAAGUCUUCAAUAAUUGCGCCAACUAAUUUUAAUGAAUUGGAAUGGGAUGGAAAUAAAUUUGUAUUUUGCUGA
Messenger RNA from Meloidogyne enterolobii, 1989 nucleotides. The record is from the annotation of a GenBank genome assembly. NCBI's taxonomy places the organism in Eukaryota, Metazoa, Nematoda, Chromadorea, Rhabditida, Meloidogynidae.